AUGAUCCGUAAUCAAACCAACUGUGGAUCGUGCUGGGCUUUUGGUGCCGCUGAGGUCAUCUCCGACCGCAUUUGCAUUGUGACAAAGGGAGCCCGACAACCAAUUAUUUCCCCAACGGAUAUGCUUGAUUGCUGUGGGGAAUACUGUGGUUAUGGAUGUGACGGAUGUCCUAAAGCCGUGACCCCGAAAUGCGCUUUGAGCUGUCAAUCCAAAUACAAUACGGAAUACGCAAAAGACAAGAACUUUGGAUCCUCCGCCUACUAUGUUGGCCGGAACUUUUCUGUUAUCCAAACCGAAAUCAUGACUAAUGGACCAGUUGAAGCUUCUUUCACAGUCUAUGAAGACUUCUACAUUUAUAAGAAAGGAGUAUACCAGUACACGGCCGGAGAGGUUCUUGGAGGACACGCCAUCAAGAUUAUCGGAUGGGGAACGGAGAAUGGAACUGAUUACUGA
Messenger RNA from Caenorhabditis briggsae, 453 nucleotides. Gene Ontology annotation, molecular function: cysteine-type endopeptidase activity. Bases 1 to 453 code for a protein of 150 amino acids. Gene Ontology annotation, cellular component: lysosome. Lineage: Eukaryota; Metazoa; Nematoda; Chromadorea; Rhabditida; Rhabditidae. The transcript is spliced from 3 exons. The record is from RefSeq and is a predicted model, not a curated record.